Molecule: messenger RNA, 1472 nt
Organism: Sesamum indicum (sesame)
Lineage: Eukaryota; Viridiplantae; Streptophyta; Magnoliopsida; Lamiales; Pedaliaceae
Source: RefSeq, a predicted model, not a curated record
ACACACAUUGACGGGAUGAGAAGAAGAAGAAGAAGAAGAAGAACGUUUAAGAGUAGAAUACAUCUCGCAAGUCAACCUUACUUUACUGUAACUGAGUUCCAAGGUAUUGCAUUUAUUAGGGUUUAAGUGAGGAUUUUUACUUUUACCUCAACAAAAAUGGAGAUCAAGGAGGAGAAGGUGGUCGCGGUGAUCUUGGUUGGUGGCCCGACCAAAGGGACUCGAUUCAGGCCGCUUUCUUUUAACACUCCAGAGCCUUUAUUUCCUCUUGCCGGUCAGCCCAUGGUUUAUCAUCCCAUCUCCGCUUGCAAAAGAAUACCCAACCUGGUGCAAGUUUUUCUUGUUGGGUUCUACGAGGAGCGGGAGUUUGCUUUAUACGUCUCUUCAGUAUCUAACGAGCUCAGAGUUCCUGUCAGUCACAUAUUUUUUUGUUGAAUUUUGAUGUCUGCUGCAACUUUCCACUGCCUAACAUGCUAGAGGCCCAUAAAAUGCAUGGUGGGAUUGGCACAUUGCUAGUUAUUAAAGUUUCUGCGGAAUCAGCCAACCAGUUUGGUGAGUUGGUCGCUGAUCCAAUCACCAAUGAAUUGUUGCAUUACACUGAAAAGCCUGAAACUUUUGUGAGUGAUCUCAUUAAUUGUGGUGUUUAUGUCUUUACUCCGAAAAUUUUUAGUGUCAUCCAGGAGGUAUUUCUGCUCAGAGAAGAUAGAGCUGAUUUACGCGAUGUAUCUAGCUAUGAAUCCCCGCAACUGGCAAUAAGGUCUCUUCCUUCAGAUUUUGUUAGGUUGGACCAAGAUAUUUUAUCACCUCUUGCCGGUAAGAAGCAAUUGUAUACAUAUGAGACCAUGGACUUCUGGGAACAGAUCAAGACCCCAGGAAUGUCUGUCAAGUGCUCUGCUUUAUAUCUUGCUCAAUUCCGAUUUACCUCUCCACAUCUGCUGGUCAGUGGAGAUGGGAAAAGGAAUGCUACAGUUGUUGGAGAUGUCUAUAUUCAUCCAUCAGCAAAAGUACAUCCGACUGCAAAGAUUGGACCCAACGUCUCGAUAUCAGCAAAUGUUCGUGUAGCUGCUGGUGUAAGGCUUAUGAAUUGUAUUGUGUUAGAUGAUGUAGAAAUCAAGGAGAAUGCUGUUGUUAUGCAUGCUAUUGUCGGAUGGAAGUCAUCUCUUGGGAGGUGGUCGCGAGUCCAGGCUGAUGGAGACUACAAUUCAAAGCUUGGGAUUACUAUCUUGGGGGAGUCGGUAACUGUUGAAGAGGAGGUGGUUGUGAUUAACUGCAUAGUUCUUCCAAAUAAGAUGCUCAAUGUAAGCGUACAGGAAGAGAUCAUCUUGUGAGGUUUAGCAGAUCUCAGAAGCCUCACAUAUUUUGGUUUUUUUCAAAAAGAUAAAUUAUACAGAAAUAGUGAUUCAAAUGCAAUUCGAAAUUGUUGUUUUUAGUCAACCGUGCAAUACAAGGAGAUGAUUGCUUUUUUUUAACUGAAA